This is a messenger RNA of Neomonachus schauinslandi (Hawaiian monk seal), 3849 nucleotides long. RefSeq names its product zinc finger protein 10 (gene ZNF10). The record is from RefSeq and is a predicted model, not a curated record. Bases 552 to 1871 code for a protein of 439 amino acids. NCBI's taxonomy places the organism in Eukaryota, Metazoa, Chordata, Mammalia, Carnivora, Phocidae. Gene Ontology annotation, molecular function: RNA polymerase II cis-regulatory region sequence-specific DNA binding; DNA-binding transcription factor activity. The transcript has 6 exons. Gene Ontology annotation, biological process: regulation of transcription by RNA polymerase II.
AUUCAGAGAGACAAAGGAGAUUAGAGGUUAUUGGAGUCUGAGGGGAUGCAGGAAUAGGGAGUUUGGUUAAUGUUUUAGAGUUUCCGUUGGGGUGAUGAGAAAGUUUUGGAAUUAUUAGUGAUGGUUGUACAAUAUUGUGAAUGUAAUUAAUGCCACUGAAUUGUACACGUAACAAUAAUUAAGAUAGCAAAUUUUGUUAAUUUUUUUACUACAAUUUUAAAGACUCAUAAUGUAAUUUGCCAAAACCAUUGGAUUGUAUACUUUGAGUGGAUGAAUUGUAUGGUAUGUGAAUUAUAUCUUAGUAAAGCCGUUUAGAAAAAAAAAGGCAAAAUGAAGACAUUGUCAGACUUAAAAAGCUGAAAGAAUUCAUUACCAGCAGACCCACAUUGCAGGAAAUGUUAAGCGAUGGCCUUCAGGGAGAAAGGAAAUGAAACCAAGUGGAAAUCUGGAUCUACAGGAAAGGAUGAAAAGCAGUGGCAAUGGUAACUACGUAGCUUCAUCUUCUCAGGAUCUCCAUUACUCAAAAAAGCAUCAUCAAAAACAAGGAGGGCAUGGAAGCCAAGUCACUAACUGCCAGGUCCCAUACACUGGUGACCUUCAAGGAUAUACUUGUGAACUUCACCAGGGAGGAGUGGAAGCUGCUGGAUACUGCUCAGCAGAUCAUGUACAAAGAUGUGAUGCUGGAGAACUAUAAGAACCUGAUUUCCUUGGGGCAUCAGCUUCCCAAACCAGAUGUGAUCCUCCAAUUGGAGAAAGGGGAAGAGCCGUGGCUGGUGGAGAGAGGGAUUCACCGGGAGACCCAUCCAGAUUUGGAGACUGCAGUUGAAAUUAAAUCAUCAAUUUCCAGUAAGAGCAUUUCUAAAAAUAAACAAUCCUAUGGCAUUAAAAUGGAAGGAAUUGCAAAGAAUGAUCUCUGGUAUUUGUCAUUAGAAGAAGUCUGGAAAUGUGAAGACCAGUUGGACAAGUAUCAGGAAAACCAGGAGAGACAUUUGAGGCAUCGGCUUAUUCAUACUGGAGAAAAGCCCUAUGAGUGUAAAGAAUGUGGAAAAUCUUUCAGCCGGAGUUCUCACCUCGUUGGCCAUCAGAAGACUCACACUGGUGAAGAACCCUAUGAAUGUAAAGAGUGUGGAAAGUCCUUCAGCUGGUUUUCUCACCUUGUCACCCAUCAGAGAACUCACACAGGAGACAAACUGUACACUUGCAGCCAGUGUGGGAAGUCUUUUGUCCACAGCUCCAGGCUGAUUAGGCACCAGAGAACUCAUACUGGAGAGAAACCCUAUGACUGUCCCGAGUGUGGGAAGUCUUUCAGACAGAGCACACAUCUCAUUCUGCAUCAGAGAACUCACGUGAGAGUAAGGCCCUAUGAAUGUAACGAGUGUGGGAAAUCUUACAGCCAGAGAUCUCACCUUGUGGUGCACCACAGAACUCACACCGGACUGAAGCCCUUCGAGUGUAAAGACUGUGGAAAAUGCUUCAGUCGAAGCUCUCACCUGUUCUCCCAUCAGAGAACCCACACUGGAGAGAAACCGUAUGAAUGCCAUGACUGCGGGAAAUCCUUCAGCCAGAGUUCUGCCCUCAUUGUGCAUCAGAGAAUUCAUACUGGAGAGAAGCCAUAUGAAUGUUGCCAAUGUGGAAAAGCCUUCAUCCGGAAGAAUGACCUUAUUAAGCAUCAGAGGGUUCAUGUUGGGGAAAACACCUAUAAGUGUAAUCAGUGUGGGAUUAUCUUCAGCCAGAACUCUCCACUGAUUGUACAUCAAAUAGCCCACACUGGAGAACAGUUCUCAACAUGUAACCGGUGUGGGACAGCGCUUGUCAACAGCCCUAACCUUAUUCGAUACCAGACCAAUCAUAUUAGAGGAAAUACUUACUAAUAUAGUGAAUGUGGAGAGUUCUGUACAAAGAGCAGUAACUUUCUUUUGCAUUGGAAACUCCUUCUGGGGAGAAGCUGUGUAGGUGUAAUCUGUGCAGAAAUGCUUUCAGUCUUGUUACUACCCUUUUGUGCACUAGAGAGCUGGUCCUAGAAGGGGAAAUAACCCAAGAUUUCAUUUUAGUACACAAAUACAUCAGCUUUUCUUUCCACAAAUUCCUACAAAAGCAGUUGUCCUCGGAGCAUUCUUGACCAAGCCUUAAAAUGCUAAAAUCUGAGAAGUAGGUGAGUUGUUGAGAGAUUAUCCAACUUUGUUACCUUCUUCAAAAAGAUAAGAGUUGCUACUGCAAAGAAUAAAAAAUUGAUAGUUAUCGUAACAAAAGUGGAAAAUAGUAUUCCAGUGAGUUAAUAUGCCCCCCCCCUUUUUUUUUUUACUUAAUUGUCUUUCUGGGACAUUUAGUAGUGUUUACUCUGUUUUAUGUGUCUGAUUUAAGCCACAUUUUGGUUAGCAGCAGGGAAAAUGCUUAUAAUGUAAUGUAGAAAAAUAACAUUUACUAGUAAUGGUACUUAUUUUAAAUAUAUUUGCGUGUGGGCAAGAAUUGGAAAACUACCCAUGGAUAAAUGACCAGAAAUGAUUUGUUAGGUAAUGGGAUUGAGUUUUAUAGUUUAUUCCUUGUUACUCUGAUAAUUAUUUGAAGAUAUUUUUAAAUAUUAAGAAAAAGAUAUCCAGCUUCUCUAUUCUAUCAUCAAGGACACUCAAGAACCAUCUACCAGCAGACUUUCCCAUUGUGUGUUGUUUAGGGUCAUAGUUAGAGUUGCACUCUUUGAGACAGGGUGCUAAAGGCUCCUGGGAAUUUAGAGACCGUGAUUCUUCGGACAUGGGGAUCUAGAGGAAGAUUAGGUAUUUGAGCACACCAGGGAGGGUCCCCAUUUGAGUGGGAACAGGUACUUGGGCCAUACUUAGAGCAGCUAUGCUCAUGAAAUAAACAGCAGUGCCCAAAGCCACCCUCCUUCCAAGGUAGUCCUUUAUCUUUAUGAAGGAAACGUAGUGGUUAAAUGCAUAAGCUUGAGCUAGACUACCCAAGUGGAAAUUCCACCUCUGCCCUUAACUUGCUGAGUGAACUUGGGCAUGCUGCCUAACCUCUCUGUGCCUAACUUACAGAUCUCCGCUUCUUUAAAUUAGGGAUAUUACUUACCUUGUAGGACUGUGGUGGGUAUUAAGUGAGUAAACACAUAAGCAGUUUAGUGCCUGAUGUAUAUUAAGUGCUUUAUCAUUGCUAGCUGUGGUGAUCGGUGUUACUGUUGUUGCCUCACCUUGGUGUGUGUCAUUGAAUUUAAACCUGGCUGAGUGUGAGUAAGAGCUCACAGGGCUCUUGCUUCCCUCCCAGCCACAUGUUUCCCUCUUACCUCCGUCAGCACUUGGCCUGAGGAAAUCGGUGCCCAUAUUGGGUGUAUUGACUCAUUUCCGAGGAUCAGUAAACAGCUUUUAAUAUUGUAUACGAAAUCAUCUUGUUUGUACAGAGGUAAUAUCUUCUAGGGAGAGGAGCCUAAUCUUCAGAUUCUGUGAUAAGUUCAUGCCCCCAAAAAGAUUUAGCAAUAGAACCUGUUUUAAUUCUCUCUCUCAUUCUGUAAAUGGAUCUCCUGUGUAUAGAGACUAGCCAUUAUCUGCCAUUUGCCAGCAAACAAGAUAUAUGUUAGAUGCUUAAUGAUUGAUGGUUGAAUGAUAAAUAUUUUUGAGACCAAGAGGACAAAGAUCUUGAUGUCUCUCUCACAGGAAAAAUCUAGAAAUGAUUGCUAGUGUCAUGAGACUUGGGAGCCACAGGGAACGUAAGACCAUCUAACUUGUACUCUUCAUCAUACAGUUGAGAUAAGGUGAGUUGGCGCAGGUCUCACGUUUUGAGUGAAGUUAGACCCAGAACUAGAUCUCUGGUCUCUCGGUUACUAUUACUACUGCUCUCCUCGGUGCUUAUAUACCAAUACAU